UCUCUUCUUUUCGAUCCCACUCGGUCUUCGCUUUGCUGUUUCAACUUUUAAGCUCUCUCCCUCUUUUCUCUUUUAAGUUUUAUCUUUCUUUGCUGCUCUUUUUUUCAUGCAGAUCGGCGUCGGCCACACUCUUCCCGCUCAAAACUUGCACGUCUUCCAAGCCAGACGGGCAAGUUUCAAGUGCCGGCAAACAUCUCCUCUAAACCCUUUAACCAAACCCAAUCCAUGUUCUCAAAAGCCCCUUUCUUCAGCAUGUUUUUCCACUGAGUCGACUCGGCAACACCUUUCCAACCUCGAAAAACUCCUCCAGAAGACAAACGAAGCCGAACCCGAACAAGUAAUUACCAAACCGCCCAUCAAUGGUUCGAUCGGAAACAAAGGUAAGGGUUUACUGGAAGGGCUGAAUCUUUCGAGGAUUUGGCCCGAAACGAAAGCCGCCGAAGAGAUGUCGCCGCGUCAUUUAAAUAGGCUUCAACGACUUUUAUCCAAGUCCAAUAUGGAGUAUUCGCCGAGGAACAGCCUGGGUUCUCGUUGGAGAGAGUACCAUGGCUGCAAUGAUUGGUCGGGGUUGCUUGACCCGCUCGAUGAGAAUCUAAGGCGGGAAGUGGUUAGAUAUGGGGAAUUCGUUCAAGCUGCUUACCAUGGCUUUCAUUCGAACCCUGCUAUGUCCACCAACCAGGCUCCCUUGCCGAGGCACGUUGCGUUACCCGAUAGGUCUUACAAGUUGACCAAGAGCCUUUACGCCACCUCGUCUAUCGGCUUGCCGGAUUGGGUCGACGACGUGGCUCCGGAUCUUGGGUGGAUGACCCAACGGUCUAGUUGGAUCGGGUACGUAGCGGUUUGUGACGACCGGAGGGAGAUUCAACGGAUGGGAAGGAGGGAUAUUGUGAUUGCCCUACGCGGGACAGCAACGUGCAUGGAAUGGGCUGAAAAUUUAAGAGCCCAAUUGGUUCGGAUCCCAGAAUCGGAUAACCCGACCCAAAAGGUUGAAUGUGGAUUCUUGAGCUUGCACAAAACACCCGGUACUCACGUCCCUAGCUUGGCUGAAUCCGUGGUUGAAGAAGUGAAAAGGUUGAUGGAGACUUACAAAGGUGAAAGCCUUAGCAUUACAAUCACGGGGCAUAGCCUUGGUGCCGCACUCUCCCUUUUAGUCGCCGAUGAAAUAAGUUCAUGCGCACCUCAUGUGCCUCCCAUCGCGGUUUUUUCUUUCGGUGGUCCUCGAGUCGGUAAUAAAGGCUUUGUCAAUCGACUUAAUGAAAAGAAUGUUAAAGUAUUACGAAUUGUCAACAACCAAGACUUAAUUACUAGAGUUCCUGGAAUAUUCAUUGGUGAAGGAUCAAAUCAACAACAACAGGAGGAUCUACAAAAAAAACAAAGAAAUGAUGGUUUUGGAAAAGUGUUCAAUAUGAUUGACAAUAACAAUCCUUGGGCAUACUCUCAUAUUGGAACAGAACUCAGGGUCGACUCUAAAAUGUCCCCUUAUCUAAAACCAGAUGCAGACAUGGCAUGUUGUCACGAUUUAGAGGCAUACCUACACUUGGUGGAUGGAUUCUUAUCAUCAAAUUGUCCAUUUAGAUCAAACGCAAAGAGAAGCUUGGUGAAGUUGGUUAAUGAUCAAAGAUCUAAUAUGAAACAGUUGUAUACUCAUAAGUCAUUGAGUUUAAACCUUGAGAGAGAUAGGCUUAGGGUCCCGAUUCCUACUUGUUUGCCUAGCCCAUCUAGAUAGUCUAAGUAUAUAUUAAUAACAAAAAAAAAAUGCACAAACAAAUAAUGUGUUACGAGAUUCAAUUUAAAUGAUAGUUUGUAAUUCAUUUUUCAAAUUACAGACAUCACUAAUUAUCACAAUAAAUUAUUAAUAACUCUUUGUAUGAAAUACAAAUUAUUUUUUCGUA
Messenger RNA from Gossypium raimondii (Peruvian cotton), 1892 nucleotides. RefSeq names its product phospholipase A1-Ibeta2, chloroplastic. Gene Ontology annotation, biological process: lipid metabolic process. The record is from RefSeq and is a predicted model, not a curated record. Gene Ontology annotation, molecular function: glycerophospholipase activity. NCBI's taxonomy places the organism in Eukaryota, Viridiplantae, Streptophyta, Magnoliopsida, Malvales, Malvaceae. The transcript has a single exon. The coding region runs from base 107 to 1726 and encodes 539 amino acids.